AUGCCCUGCGGGGAAGAAGGCGGCCUCCCCCCUCGGCCGCGCCCAGCAGGCGCCGCGCGGGGGGCGACGGCGGCGCGGGAGGGUCAAACCGCGGAGAACGCGGCCGGGGACCGGUGCCGGCUUCCGGGGACCGUGCAGGGCACAACUCCCAAUGCCAGCUCCCAGUGCUCUACACCAAUUCCCAGUGCCCCGUGCCAGCUCCCAGUGCUGAGCAACAGCUCUCUGUGCCCAGUGUCACCUCCCAGUGCCCAGUGUCACCUCCCAGUUGCCCGGUACCAGAUCCCAGUGCCCUGUCCCAGCUCCCAGUCCCAGCUCCCAGUGCUGAACAACAGCUCCCAGUGCCCACUGUCGCCUCCCAGUGCCCGGUACCAGAUCCCAGUGCCAGCUCCCAGUGCUCCAUACCCGUUCCCAGUGCCCAAUACCAGCUCCCAGCGCCCUGUGCCAGCUCCCAGCACCGGCUCCCAGUGCUGA
Molecule: messenger RNA, 471 nt
Organism: Nipponia nippon (crested ibis)
Lineage: Eukaryota; Metazoa; Chordata; Aves; Pelecaniformes; Threskiornithidae
Source: RefSeq, a predicted model, not a curated record